This is a messenger RNA of Humulus lupulus (European hop), 825 nucleotides long. RefSeq lists its product as uncharacterized. The record is from RefSeq and is a predicted model, not a curated record. The coding region runs from base 1 to 825 and encodes 274 amino acids. The transcript has a single exon. NCBI's taxonomy places the organism in Eukaryota, Viridiplantae, Streptophyta, Magnoliopsida, Rosales, Cannabaceae.
AUGGCUGACCCCUAUCAGAUUGAGCAACAGGAAAAUGAACAUCCGAAAGCAUAUUUGCAGCGUUUCAUUGACCUCGUGCAUCAAAUCCACGACGUCGAUCCAAUUACCGCAGCCAAUCUCUUCGUCAAAAGCUUGCAGGUGGGGUCUCUUUUACAUGAAAAUCUCACCAUGACGCCACCCUACGACAUGGCAGAAGUGCAGACCCGAGCCGAGGGCGUCUUCAAGGUCUUGGAAUUUCGAGAACGUGCGCAGAAGAAGUCUGUGCUCAUCUCUGCUCCACCAACAAAUAACCCUCCGCCACCUGCUAGAGAUGACAAGAGGAAAUGGAACCAAACAGAUCACGCGAAGGAAGGAAAGAGGCCAAGACAGGACCGACAGUCACCACGAUACCCUUCCUUCGAAUACACCGUCCCGCAAGAAAUCAUUUAUGAAGAAAAUAAAGAAAGACCUAUCUGGCGAGAGCCCUAUAAAAUUACCACUCCUUCUGACAAGAGGGAUAAAAGCAGGUACUGCCUCUUCCAUAAAGAUCAUGGUCAUACGAUCGCCGAAUGCCAUAACCUGAAAAAUCAGAUCCAAGCCCUCAUGAAGAGUGGGAGGCUUACCCAAUACAUCAAGGAGGCAGGCAGACCCGGCACCUCGCGGCAUAAUCCUGCUUCUGCCACAGCGCCGCAAGUGUCAGAUCUCGUGCACACAGCCUCUGAUAGCACUCAGGAACCUCUUAAGCAAGUCCCUAUGAUCCACGGGAUCGUGGAGCUCACUGAGAACCAAGAACAUAUCACCAAAAUCCAUAAGAGGGUGGAAGAACGAGUGAAGCGAUACAAAUGA